Striga asiatica is the source of this 360-nucleotide messenger RNA. NCBI's taxonomy places the organism in Eukaryota, Viridiplantae, Streptophyta, Magnoliopsida, Lamiales, Orobanchaceae. The record is from the annotation of a GenBank genome assembly.
AUGAGAGAGUCACAGAACAUAUGGGAUGAUAUUUCCCAAACACAGGAAGGUGUUGUUAUGGUCACAGGACAGUGGCUCUAUCAUCUAGAAGAAGUAGAUAAGAAAACCGGAUCAGUCAUGCAUAAGUGUUUGGUGCACUUCAUACCUCAAAAUAAGCAGAUUACAGGCCGCACUGCAGGAGCAGUCAUGCAUAAGUGUGUGGUGCACUUCAUACCUCAAAAUAAGCAGAUUCCAUGCUACAAACAACAUCCCGGGUUCAUCGUGAAAAAACUUAAUGAAACUGAACAGAGGAGGCUCUUCAACUUAACUGACAAAGAUUACAAGGACAAUAAGCAGCACGAGGUUAACCUCCUUGUUUAG